Messenger RNA from Mustela erminea (ermine), 4052 nucleotides. RefSeq names its product adhesion G protein-coupled receptor E1 (gene ADGRE1). The record is from RefSeq and is a predicted model, not a curated record. Gene Ontology annotation, cellular component: membrane. NCBI's taxonomy places the organism in Eukaryota, Metazoa, Chordata, Mammalia, Carnivora, Mustelidae. Gene Ontology annotation, molecular function: G protein-coupled receptor activity; calcium ion binding. Gene Ontology annotation, biological process: cell surface receptor signaling pathway; adenylate cyclase-activating G protein-coupled receptor signaling pathway.
CUCAAGACCAUAGAAGAGGUUCCCUCUUCGAAUGAGAGAAACAUGGCACCAUGGGGAGCUCCAGCUUGCUCCUCUUCUGGGGGUAUUGUCGUCUGUUCUUCUGGGUCGUUUUCCCAUUGGAAUCAAUGGCAGUUGAUGUGAAUGAGUGUCUGGAUACCACCACGUGCCCAGCCUAUGCAACCUGCACCAACACUUUGGAUAGUUACUACUGCACUUGCAAACGAGGUUUCCUGUCCAGCAACGGACUGACGCAGUUCAGGGGCCCAGGAGUGACGUGCAAAGAUAUAGAUGAAUGUUUUCAAAGCUCCUCAAAAUGUGGUCCCCACUCAGUCUGCAGAAACCUUCUGGGGAGGUACAAGUGCAGCUGUUUCCCCGGUUUCUCUUCUCCCACUGGAAAUGACUGGAUCCCAGGAAAUCCAGAUAAUUUCUCCUGCAGAGACAUCAAUGAGUGCCUCUCCAGUGGCAUCAGCCCGGAGCAUGCGGAGUGUGUCAACUCCUUGGGAAGCUAUGAUUGCAGCUGCCAGAGUGGAUUCCUCUCUCACAACUCCACCUGUGAAGAUGUGGACGAAUGCGCCAGGAACUCAACUCUUUGCGGCCUGGAUUCCAUCUGUAUCAACACCCUGGGAAAAUACAAUUGCUCCUGUCUGCCUGGUUUCUCUUCUCCCACUGGAAAUGACUGGAUCCCAGGAUAUCCAGGUCAUUUCUCCUGCGCAAACAUCAACGAGUGCCUCUCCAGUGGCAUCUGCCCAGAGCAUGCGGAGUGUGUCAACUCCUUGGGAAGCUACGAUUGCAGCUGCCAGAGUGGAUUCCUCUCUCACAACUCCACCUGUGAAGAUGUGGAUGAAUUUGCUGAUCCCGGAAUUUGCCCAGAGCAUGCAACUUGCCACAGUCCUGGAAGCUACUCUUGUGUCUACAACCUAGGGUUUGAAUCUAGCAGUGGCAACAGGAACAUCCAGGGCCCAGGAGAGACAUGUGAAGAUGUGGACGAAUGCGCCAGGAACUCAACUCUUUGCGGCCUGGAUUCCAUCUGUAUCAACACCCUGGGAAAAUACAAUUGCUCCUGUCUGCCUGGGUUCUUUUCACCUGCUGUUUGGACCCCUGAGAAUGUGGAGGAUUUCAGAUGUGUAGGUAAUGCUCCCAGGCAUGCCGGGAAAUCUUUCCGCCGAUAUCAGUCUGCAGAGACCUUCUGUGGAGGUACAAGUGCAGCUGCUUCCCCAGUUUCUCUUCUCCCACUGGAAAUGACUGGAUCCCAGGAUAUCCAGGUCAUUUCUCCUGCGCAAAUGUGGAUGAAUGUGCUGAUCCCGGAAUUUGCCCAGAGCAUGCGACUUGGCCACAACAGUCCUGGAAGCUACUCUUGUGUCUGCAACCUAGGGUUUGAAUCUAGCAGUGGCAACAGGAACAUCCAGGGCCCAGGAGAGACAUGUGAAGAUGUGGACGAAUGCGCCAGGAACUCAACUCUUUGCGGCCUGGAUUCCAUCUGUAUCAACACCCUGGGAAAAUACAAUUGCUCCUGUCUGCCUGGGUUCUUUUCACCUGCUGUUUGGACCCCUGAGAAUGUGGAGGAUUUCAGAUGUGUAGAUGCUGAUGAGUGCCUCCAUAUGUGCCCUUCCAACGCAACGUGCACCAACACGCCUGGGAGCUACUUUUGCACCUGCUCUCCUGGCUUUGCACCAAGUAAUGGAAAGCUGAGCUUCACAGAACAAGGAAUCCAUUGUAGAGAUAUUGAUGAAUGCUCCCAAGGUCCAUCACCAUGUGGCCCUAAUUCUGUCUGCACCAAUGCCUUGGGCUCCUACAGCUGUAGCUGCAUUGGAGGCUUUCAACCCAAUCCUGAAGGCUCCUUGAACUUCGGCUGCAGAAGGAUCCCCUUCAAGUGUAAAGAAGAUGUGAUACCCAACAAUGAACAAGUCCAGCUCUGCCAAGUGGGAGCAGCAGUGGAGCCUGAACAUGGUUCCUUCUGCACAUUAAUGAAUGCCACCUUCAGUGUUCUGGACGAUGCCUGUGAAAACAGGACAGCCGAGGUCUCUCUGAAGAAUACAGCUGAGAGCCUUUCCUCUGUGCUCAAGCAAACGUCCACAUGGUCCAACUUCACCAAAGAAGAGACCUCUGCUCUGGCCACUGUGGUCCUGGAGAGUGUGAAAAGCAGCACGCUGGCAGCUUUCCUGAACCCCUCGGCCAAUGUCGGUCAGACUGUUCAGGCUGAACACUUAGAAAUUGAAAGCAAAAUUAUCAAGGAAGGAUGCACUGAAGAGAACAUGACUUUUCACUUGAAAGCCAAAGGGGACGAGGUGGAGAUUGCACGUUCCAUCAUCGAAGAGACUGACUCCGCAGGGCCCACUGGGGUGGCUUUUGUCUCCUUUUUGGGCAUGGAGUCUUUUUUAGACGAGAGCUUCUUCCGAGACCCUCAGACCCCUUUGGCCAACUUCCAGAGCAAGUUGAAGAUGAAGAUGAAUUUUCGCAUUGUACAGGGACGCAUCAUGACUGGGGAGAAGAAAGAUGGCUUCUCUGACCCAGUCAUUUACAUGCUGGAGAACACUGAGCCGAAGCAGGAAUUUGAGAGCCCUAUCUGUGUUUCCUGGGACACCAACUUGGAGGGUGGUAGGUGGAUGUCCUCUGGCUGUGUGGUCCUUGAAGCUUCCAAGACACAUACUGUCUGCAGCUGUAAUCGAAUGAUGAACCUGGCCAUCAUCAUGGCUUCUGGGGAGCUCACGAUGGAGUUCUCCUUGUACCUCAUUAGCCAUGUGGGGAUAAUCAUCUCCCUGGCGUGUCUCGUCUUGGCCAUCGCCACCUUCCUACUGUGCCGUGCCAUUCGCAACCACAACACCUACCUCCACCUGCACCUCUGCAUCUGCCUCUUCUUGGCCAGGACUCUCUUCAUCACCGGUGUAGACAAGACUGACAACCAGAUGGGCUGUGCCAUCAUUGCAGGCUUCCUGCACUACCUUUUCCUGGCCUGCUUCUUCUGGAUGCUGGUGGAGGCUGUGAUGCUCUUCCUUAUGGUCAGGAACCUGAAAGUGGUGAAUUACUUCAGCUCUCGUAACAUCAAGAUAUGGUACCUCUGUGCCUUUGGCUAUGGGCUCCCAGUGGUGGUGGUGGCUGUCUCUGCCAGUGUGCAACCACAAGGUUAUGGGAUGCAUAAUCGCUGCUGGCUGAAUACAGACCGAGGGUUCAUCUGGAGUUUCCUGGGGCCAGUCUGUGCCAUCAUCAUGAUCAAUUCCAUCCUCCUGACUUGGACACUGUGUGUCCUGAGGCAGAAGCUUUCCAGUGUCAAUGCUGAAGUCUCAACACUCAAAGAUACCAGGUUACUGACACUCAAGGCCUUUGCCCAGCUCUUCAUCUUGGGGUGCUCCUGGGUGUUAGGCCUCUUCCAGAUUGGACCCAUGGCGGGUAUCAUGGCCUACCUCUUCACUAUCAUCAACAGCCUGCAGGGGGCCUUCAUCUUCAUCAUUCACUGUCUGCUCAACCGCCAGGUACGGGAAGAAUACAGGAGAUUGAUUACCAAGAAGAUCAAACCCCGCUCUGAGACCCAGAGCUCAGGGAUAUUACUGUCUUCCGUCCCCUCCACUUCUAAAACGGGAUAAAGUUCUUUCUUACUUUCAAAUAUGCCAUGAAGCAACAUUUGAGGAAAGCAGGUGCCUACAGGAGCCUACUCUGAAAGGCACAGCUUAAGGCACAGAAGCAGGAUCUUCCAGCCCCAGAAUGCUCUGGAAAACAAGAACUUUUUGUCCCAGAUGAUCAGUUCAUCUUCCGUGUUCUGCGCUUUGAGUUUCUAGAAUUUUGUGGAAGUAACAGAUCCCACUGCAAUGGCAAUACCAAGCUUACCUGGUUGCCAUUUUGGUUUCUCCUGAGUUUGUUGGUGCAUGGCCACAAGCGUGCCUUUCUAGCACCUGUCGUGAGCCUGACACAGAGGAGCCCUCAAUAAGUGAUUUGUCGUAUGACUGACUGACUUACUCUUUGACAAAGUCUCCUCUUGCUUUUAAAGAAAUGGUCAGUAAAAUAGUAAUGAUGGCCCUAGGGGAUGGAUAAAAAUAAAAAAUGGACUUUUUUUGUGCAAA